Molecule: messenger RNA, 1835 nt
Organism: Paramormyrops kingsleyae
Lineage: Eukaryota; Metazoa; Chordata; Actinopteri; Osteoglossiformes; Mormyridae
Product: cytochrome P450 2J2-like
Biological process (GO): xenobiotic metabolic process
Cellular component (GO): intracellular membrane-bounded organelle; cytoplasm
Molecular function (GO): iron ion binding; heme binding; oxidoreductase activity, acting on paired donors, with incorporation or reduction of molecular oxygen, reduced flavin or flavoprotein as one donor, and incorporation of one atom of oxygen
Source: RefSeq, a predicted model, not a curated record
UGUGUACAAAGUGCAGGACACAGCAGUACUCCAUAACUGAGUUAAAUUUCGGGACAAGUAGCCGUGGCAGUGAGCUUUUUAGCCUUUGCGCUGCGGUGCUAAGUGCUCCUUGUCUCGCUAUGUGGCUGUCUCUCUUACUGACCGUGUUUGAUAUCAAAGCACUACUGCUCUUCCUCGUCGCAUUUCUUCUCGUCACAGACUACCUGAAGAAUCGGAACCCCCCCUGCUUCCCCCCAGGGCCCUGGGCACUGCCGUUCUUGGGAAAUGUCUUCAACAUCGACAUUAAACAGCCUCACAUUUACCUGACCAAGCUGGCCAGCGUCUAUGGUGACGUCUACAGCCUCCGCCUGGGCAGGGAUAAGGUGGUGUUUGUAACAGGCUACAAAAUGGUGAGGGAGGCCCUGAUCAGCCAGUCUGAGAACUUUGUGGACAAACCUCCCAGCCCCAUGGCUGAAAGGCUGUAUUCAGGAAAUGGACUUUUCUUCAGCAAUGGGUACAUAUGGAAAAGACAAAGGAGAUUUGCUCUCUCCACCCUGAGAUCUUUCGGACUGGGAAAGAAGUCCCUGGAAUCAGUCAUCAUUGAGGAAAACAGAUUCCUUCAAGAGGAGCUUGAAAGAGUGAACGGUCAGCCCCUGGAUCCACACAUCCUUCUCAACAACGCCGUCUCCAACAUCAUUUGCCACCUGGUCUUUGGACAUAGGUUUGAGUACAGUGACCAGAAAUUCCAGAUGCUGCUCAAACUGCUGUCAGAAGCGAUUUACCUGGAGGGAUCCAUAUGGGCACAGCUGUAUGAGGCCUUUCCAUCUGUGAUGAGGCUCCUCCCAGGCCCCCAUAACAACAUCUUCAGUCAUAUCAGCAAGAUCUGUGCCUUUGUGAGAGAGGAGCUGGAGAAGCACAAGGAGGACUGGGACGCAUCUUCCCCCCGCGACUACAUCGAUGUCUUCCUAGCGGAGAUAAAGAAUAAUACCGAAGACCCAGAGGCCGGAUUCAACGAGACCAACCUGACCCUCUGUGCCCUAGACCUAUUUUUGGCCGGGACUGAGACCACAUCAACCACUCUGCGCUGGGCUCUGCUCUACAUGAGCAAGUACCCUGAGAUUACAGAAAGGGUCCAGGAUGAGAUAGACAGUGUGAUUGGACGGUCACGUCAGCCCAGCAUGGCAGACCGGCCGAACAUGCCGUACACCGAUGCCGUCAUCCACGAGAUACAGCGCAAGGGCAACAUUGUGCCGCUCAACACCCCGAAGAUGGCAAGGAAAGACACCACACUAGGGGGGUUCUUUAUCCCCAAGGGAACGGCAGUCAUGACGAACAUGACUUCAGUGCUGUUUGACAAGAGCGCAUGGGCUGACCCAGACACCUUCAAUCCUGGGCAUUUCCUGGAUUCCGGUGGGAAAUUUGUGAGACGGGACGCGUUCCUGCCCUUCUCUGCAGGGAAGAGAGUGUGUCUGGGGGAGCAGCUGGCCCGGAUGGAGAUCUUCCUGUUCUUCACCUCCCUUCUCCAAAAAUUCACCUUCUCAUUUCUCCCGGGGCCAGAGCCCAGUUUUGUGGGGCAAGUUGGGGCCACUUUAACGCCACUCCCCUUCAAACUGCACGUCACCCUUCGCUAAGGACAGUCUUGAUGCGGCAGAGGCAAGGACAGGGAUACACGGGUCCUGUUUUUCUGCUGCAUUCCACUGCCUACUGUCCUGUGAAUGAUCCAUCUACUGGUUACUCUGCUGUGCUUCAUGAAGACCACGCUGUUAAAAUUACACUUGAAUACACACACCUUCUGUAUUUAAAAUAAUUUUGACUCAACUGCAAAAUAAGUCAUUAAAGAAAGUGCUGCAGGUGGA